AUGGGAAAUACACCAAGCACAGGCGACAAAUAUGAGUUGAAACUAAACUUUGAUUCAGUCGAUGCUGUGUCAAAACAGCUAGAAACAAAUGGACUGAAAGAUCUGAUUGUCUAUAUUGGAAUAGACUAUACGGCAAGUAACUCUCGAGCGAGCAACAUGUCUUUUGGAGGGAUACCGUUGCACUCGAUUGGCAACCAAAUCAUCAAUCCGUAUCAACAAGUGUUGACUAUUGUUGGCAAACAACUUCAAAAAUUGACAAAAGAGAUUUCUUUGUUUUCCUUUGGGGAUUCCAUCUCAAGAGGUACUGGGGUUUGUAAUAUGAAUAAAGACGGCCCUCUUAGUACCUACGAUGACGUGAUCAAUAUAUACAACAAAUCAACACCAUUCAUCACACUCUCGGGACCAACUAACUUCGCGCCACUCAUUAACAAAGCAGUUGAAAACGCGGCGGAAGCGAAGGGAAAAACACUCAUUUUGAUAAUAUGCGACGGACACGUCACAGAAACCGAACCAACGUACAAAGCAGUUGACGCCGCACGCGAACAAAAUAUCGAGGUCGUCUGUAUCGGCGUCGGAGAUGGUCCGUUCGGAAAAAUGUCGACGCAACUCAACCUCCCAAAUUUCCAUUUCAUCAACUUUACAACAUUAAAAGAACAAUACCAAGAGAAGGUGGAAGAGUACCUGAGCAUAGCGGUGCUCCAAGAUUUGGUUUCUUUCAAGAAUUGA
Molecule: messenger RNA, 726 nt
Organism: Entamoeba invadens IP1
Lineage: Eukaryota; Evosea; Mastigamoebida; Endamoebidae
Product: copine, putative
Exons: 3
Coding region: 1-726 (241 amino acids)
Source: RefSeq, a predicted model, not a curated record